Cordyceps militaris CM01 is the source of this 1584-nucleotide messenger RNA. Its product is annotated as ubiquitin-like activating enzyme (UlaA). Gene Ontology annotation, molecular function: NEDD8 activating enzyme activity. The coding region runs from base 1 to 1584 and encodes 527 amino acids. Gene Ontology annotation, biological process: protein neddylation. The transcript is spliced from 5 exons. Gene Ontology annotation, cellular component: cytoplasm. The record is from RefSeq and is a predicted model, not a curated record. Lineage: Eukaryota; Fungi; Ascomycota; Sordariomycetes; Hypocreales; Cordycipitaceae.
AUGUCACAGUCGGCGCCUCAGCAAGGGGGUCCGACGGAUAAAGAGAGAAAAUACGAUAGGCAGCUUCGUUUGUGGGCUGCAUCGGGUCAGGCCGCUCUCGAGUCAUCCAACAUCCUCCUUGUCAACUCUGGCUCGGGUACCGUUGGCGUCGAAACGCUCAAGAACCUUGUCCUGCCAGGUAUUGGCCAAUUCGCUAUCGCAGACGAUGCCGCCGUACAAGACGCCGAUCUAGGCGUCAACUUCUUCUUAGACGAGUCAAGUCGUGGCAGGCCACGCGCCCAGUGUACCACUGAAUAUCUUCUGGAGCUCAAUCCCGAAGUCGCAGGGGCAUGGUAUCCCAAGUCGCCUGGCACGUUGGACCUCGGAGCGGUCCUUACCAACUCGAACUCGACUCCAUAUACAAUUAUCCUGUACACCCUACCCUUGCCGGUCGAGUCAAUACAGCUGAUAGAAGAAUACGGUCGCCUGCAUAGCAUUCCCUUGGUGGCCAUUCGCUCCGUGGGCUUCUACGGUUACUUUCGUGUUACCUUUCCUGGUGUCUUCCCCAUUGUAGACACUCAUCCUGACGAGACGUCAACAGCCGAUCUCCGACUACUUACUCCAUGGCCAGAGCUGUCGCAAUUUGCGCAAGAAUUGACAACGGCUAUCGACAGCUUGGACAACCACGUCCAUGGGCAUCUGCCUCUUGUGGCCAUUUUGCUGCACUACCUAGAGAUUUGGAAGCAAAGUCACAAUGGCGCGCUUCCUACGGCCUACUCUGACAAGAUCGCCUUCCGAAAUCUUGUGGCAGACGGCACACGAAGGGACAAUCCAGAGGGGGGUGAGGAGAACUUUGAAGAGGCGGUCGGUGCUGUUAUGAAGCACGUUACCGCGCAAUCUCUCCCUAGCUCUCUACGCCAAAUUUUUGAAUACGACAGCAGCAAAAGGAGCAAAUCCUCUUUUUGGAUUAUCGCAGAAGCCGUGUCGAACUUCUAUCAAAGACAUGGCCAACUGCCUUUGACUGGUGGACUGCCUGAUAUGAAGGCACAGUCGAGCGUCUACAUUCAACUCCAAAGUAUAUACAAGAGCAAAGCUCGCCAAGAUGCCAGCGAAGUUCUGAGUAUUGCUCAGAGCCUCGCCAGCGAUUGUGUAAUAGACCCCGCUGAGGUUGAGCAGUUUUGCAAAAACGCACGGUUCAUCAAACUCAUAAAUACUGCUCAAAGUGCUCCAAACAUGGGAGAUAUUGUCGCGAAUGAACUCAGCCUGGACGAAAUCGCCGCUUUGGCUGGCCCCGAAAUGCAGCCGUCCUUGAUAUCCAUCUAUCUCGCGCUUAGUCUCACUCCAAACUUAUCUGCGCCUUCUGCGGAGGAGAUGCAAGACGCCAUCUACGCGCACGCACCCACACUACGCGGCCAUGAGAGAACUAUGCAAGUCGCUGAAGAAGUAGCACGUGCUGCAGGAGGCGAAUUGCACAACAUUUCAGCUGCCCUUGGAGGUAUGGUGGCCCAGGAGGUGAUCAAGGUUGUAACCAAACAAUACAUCCCGGUAGAUAAUACCUGUAUUUUUGACGGUAUUGAAAGCCGCUGCCAGGUACUGCGAACAUAG